Molecule: messenger RNA, 2304 nt
Organism: Drosophila persimilis
Lineage: Eukaryota; Metazoa; Arthropoda; Insecta; Diptera; Drosophilidae
Gene: ktub
Product: protein king tubby
Exons: 6
Coding region: 597-1976 (459 amino acids)
Biological process (GO): protein localization to cilium
Cellular component (GO): cilium
Source: RefSeq, a predicted model, not a curated record
ACUUCUUCGCCCGGGCACUACCAAAAGAGGCGCCAAAAUUUUACGUUUCAAUGCAGACGACACACAUCACACUCUCACACGGAAAAUUGGCAACACGCGAAAAGUGCACAGAACGCGAAGGUGCGAUAACAAAAUUGAGCAUUAGCAUCAAACGUGUAUUAGAAAUCGAAAGCAAACGAAGGCGGAAGCAACACGAAGAGAAGAACAUAAAUUGAUCGUGACAAGAGCGAGAGAGAGAGAAGUGCAAGAACAGCUGGUCUGCACGCUUCGGGGUUGUGUUUUUUGUCGCGUGUGCCGUCGCCGGGAGAACCACACUCCAACUACAACUGAAACUACAGCUACAAGGCGAACCAGGUGUGCGGGUCUGGGUGAGCGCCUGAUUCUUUUCACGUUUUUGCAUGCUCUGGCGGCACUCUGCCAGAUGCAAUCCCCUUCGCCGUCGACCCCCGUUUCGGUUUUUGUUUUGCUACAUUCGUUCACACAGGAAUACACACACAUAUCGCGAUAUAUAUCUCGUCGCUAAGUGAUAACCAACACAAAAGUGGAGAAAGGAAGGAAGCGUGUUACUGUAGAUCCAGAAAAAGCAAAGCUGCAAGAUGUCCGCAAUUAGCAGUCGCAAUCAGAAAAUGGAACAACAGCGCCAGCUGAUGGAGGCCUACAUCCGACAGAAGAGGGCGUCGCCGGGCAUGGUCCAGGCCAGUGAUCUGCAGAUCAGUCGACCCAUGUCCGGGAUGCGCAGCAACAGCCGCGAGCUGCAUGCCUACGACGGACCGAUGCAGUUCAUCAGCUCGCCACACAAUCCCGACCAGAUACUCACCAACGGCAGCCCCGUCGGUGGAACAGUUGCCAUGAACUCCACUCGAAAUCACUCGAACAACAUGCGAACCCUGAGUACCAUCAGCCAGGAGGCGGAUCUAAUCGAGGAGAUCUCAUCGCAUGAGCUGGAGGACGAGGAGAGCAGCCCCGUGACGGUAAUCGAGCAGCAACAGACCGCCCCGCACAGCGCCAACUCCACGCAUUCGCAGCGGCCAAGCACCACCCGCCAGCCGUCCUUCAACGACACCCUGGACGAGGAUGACUACACCAACCGCAACAUAGCCGGUGCGGCACCUGUCCGUCCCGUUGGACUGGCCUCCUCGCCCUACAAGGAGGCGGGUCUGGACGGCAGCAGCAUGGAAACAUCGAACGGAGCCGGUGGGGAGUCCGAGGGCGAUGUGAUCGGUAACAUCGAUCAGUUCGUGAUGCAGCCAGCGCCCCAGGGAGUCCUGUACAAAUGUCGCAUCACACGGGAUCGCAAGGGCAUGGAUCGCGGCCUGUUCCCCAUAUACUAUUUGCACCUGGAGCGGGACUACGGCAAGAAGAUCUUUCUGCUGGGAGGUCGCAAGCGGAAGAAGAGCAAGACAUCGAACUACAUUGUCAGCUGCGACCCCACGGACCUGUCCCGCAGCGCUGAUGGCUUCUGCGGCAAACUGCGAUCCAAUGUCUUUGGCACAUCCUUCACGGUCUUUGACAGUGGCAACAAGGACAGCACGGACAGUCCGCGUCUCGACCUGGCCGUCAUCAUCUACGACACCAACAUCCUGGGAUUCAAGGGACCCCGCAACAUGACUGUGAUACUGCCGGGCAUGACUGAGGACGAUCAGCGUGUCAAGAUCAGUUCAGCGGAUCCCAAGCAGACGGGCAUUCUCGACUUGUAUAAGAUGAAGAAUAUGGACAACAUUGUGGAGCUGCACAACAAGACGCCCGUGUGGAACGACGAGACGCAGUCGUAUGUGCUCAACUUCCAUGGACGCGUCACCCAGGCGUCGGUGAAGAACUUUCAGCUGGUGCACGACUCCGAUCCCGAGUACAUUGUGAUGCAGUUCGGCCGCACCUCGGAGGAUGUCUUCACCAUGGACUAUCGCUAUCCCCUGUGCGCCAUGCAAGCCUUUGCCAUAGCCCUCAGCAGUUUUGAUGGCAAAAUAGCCUGCGAGUGAGCCAACCCAGCCCCAGGACCUGUCCCGCUGCCUUAUGUAUAGAUGUAUAAUGGAUCGUGGAUCGUGGAUCAUGCCGUCGUGGAAGACAAAGACGCAUUAUUGAUGAUAGCCUCAGAAAUCUAGUCACUCGAAGUAGGACAACGUUGAUAUAUGUGUGUGUGUAUAGAUACGAUAAUGUACUUAAUGCAUAUGUUACGUACAACAUCUUUUCAGAAUUUGCUCACCGAUUUUGUAAAGAAUUAUACCGAAGAAUUAUAGUACGUAGUUGAGUUCGUGUAACUUUGUACUUCUAAAUGUGUGCCCUGUAAACGCCCUGUAAGUUCUAUUG